Messenger RNA from Verruconis gallopava, 1807 nucleotides. RefSeq lists its product as uncharacterized. The record is from RefSeq and is a predicted model, not a curated record. The transcript has a single exon. Lineage: Eukaryota; Fungi; Ascomycota; Dothideomycetes; Venturiales; Sympoventuriaceae. The coding region runs from base 1 to 1782 and encodes 593 amino acids.
AUGAACGCCGCCUCCCCAUUACCAUGGGGUCACAACACAUUUCCAUACGACGAAUUGAAGCAUUUAGAUUCAUUUCGACUAUUGAAGCUGCUCCCCGGAGAAGGCUCGGAGCCGAUUGGUUGCACCCUUGUUCACGCAAGACUAUCUGAAGUACCUGAAUACGAAGCCAUCUCGUAUGCCUGGGGAAAUGUUGUAUCCGAGCAUCCCGUGUUCCUUGGAAAACAUGAGAUCCAAGUACAACAGAGCGCAUACCUCGCGCUCCACGAGUUCCGAUUCCUAGAUAAGCCCAGGUUGAUAUGGAUGGAUGCUUUGUGUAUCGAUCAAUCCAACGUCGCCGAACGAAAUCAGCAGGUUAAUAUGAUGCGAAAUAUCUUUGGCAAAGCUAAGCAGACCUUGAUCUGGUUAGGUGCAUCCGAUUCAAGUGAUGAGGAGGCUGUGCAACUACUAAGAGAUAUCGACCGUGAAAUUGGCAUAAAAAUAUUCGGCUCCCAGCGCCAUAGGACGAGCGAAGCAAGACAACUACAGUGCAAUAUUAGAGCCACUCACCUUGCUGAAGAUAGCAGAAUAUCACUGCGCGCGCUCCUCGGAAGGGAUUGGUUCCGUCGCGUCUGGGUGCUCCAAGAAUUUGCCGUUUCAAGCAACGUAAAAUUCUAUUGUGGCAGCACGGACUUCAGCCUUGAUGCUUAUAAAAUUACAAUAGCAUCGCUGGACAGAACUCCUGAGCUUGGAACCGUGUAUCCGGCACUGAUCAACUCACUCCGCAUCUGUAGCUUCGGGCUUCGACUUCGGCAUUUGUUUCGCAAGGGCCGACCCAGACGUCUAGGGUGGAUUGUGAAGCACACAGCUGGAAGGUUCAAAGCUACGGACCCCCGUGAUAAAAUAUUUGCCCUAUAUGGCCUUAUAGACAAUUGCGGCACGGCGAAGCUUGAAGCUGAUUAUACGAUGACCACCACACAAGUCUUCCGAAACGCAGUCCAGCAUAUUCUAGAAGAGGACAAGAGCACCGAUUUUUUCAAAAUUAUUUCUCGCGUAGCUGCCAUGCCACUUGGAGAUUUGCAGUCCAGCUUGCCUUCUUGGGUGCCGGACCUAUCUCACAUCGGAGAAAGCUAUCGCUCCCAGUUAAAGCCCAUACAUAAUGCAAGCAACGGGGCAAAGAAAAGAACACGCUUUUCCGGCACAGAGAAGGAAAUCCUGCAUGUACAUGGGAUCAUUUUGAGCACUGUCACAACUGUCCUUGUCUUCCACAAGAACGGGCGGGAUCAUCGGCGCUCUGAGUGUGAUUUCUUGCUCGAAUGCAAGACAUCUUUGACAGAGAAGGGCGAAUAUCCGACUGGCGAGAGCACGGAUCACGUGUGGUGGCGCUUGCUGAUCUGUGAUAGAUAUGUCGACGGGCAACGCCGAUGGGCGAAGGCCAGCGAAGGUUACCCCCAGGGAAGCUACUUGGAUCCCGACGUCUCUUUACCGAGCUGGUCGGAACAUGCGAGCUUCUCUGAGGACAAGGAGCUGGAGAAGCUUCAGAUGCAGUAUUUCAGCACCAAAAAGCGGACGUCCAGCAACCAGAACUUCUGCAUCACCAGCGACGGAUACGUUGGCUGGGCGCCUUUGUCGACGCAAGUCGGCGACUGCGUUUGCAUAUUCGCUGGCGCCUACGCUCCGUUCAUACUACGACCUAAAGAUGGGCGAUACUACCAACUUGUAGGAAAUGCCUACGUACACGGUAUCAUGUAUGGAGAAGCUGUUUCCGAAGAUACCUCGAAGUGGGAGGAGAUCGAGCUCCGGUGACGACUGCUAAGUCCUUCUUGUUUCU